Syngnathus typhle (broad-nosed pipefish) is the source of this 4061-nucleotide messenger RNA. Its product is annotated as xenotropic and polytropic retrovirus receptor 1 homolog. Gene Ontology annotation, cellular component: Golgi apparatus; cytoplasm; plasma membrane. Gene Ontology annotation, biological process: phosphate ion transport; cellular response to phosphate starvation. The record is from RefSeq and is a predicted model, not a curated record. The coding region runs from base 312 to 2387 and encodes 691 amino acids. Lineage: Eukaryota; Metazoa; Chordata; Actinopteri; Syngnathiformes; Syngnathidae. The transcript is spliced from 16 exons. Gene Ontology annotation, molecular function: inositol hexakisphosphate binding.
AAGAAGAAAACGAAGAAGCGGUUGCCACGAAAGAGGCCGUUGCAGAUAAUGCGACCAUUAAACUCUCUGUUUUGUGCGACAUUUUGGCGCUAGAUUGAAUAUUAACAUCAUUUGUUAAAACUACGCACCACUGUCACUCGGCACGAACAAUGUCAAAAUUUGGACUCGAUAGCUAUGCUACAAUGAAAACAUAAUUGGGGAUUAGUGGCAAGAAUAGACGAGGUUCGUUAGCCAUGAUUCGUUUAUCCUAGUGGGUUUUUAUUCAGUCAGUCGAUUAUCUUACAGCGACCUGUCGGGGAUCAACAUACAAAAUGAAAUUCACAGAGCAUCUUUCAGCUCACAUCACCCCAGAAUGGAGGAAACAAUACAUUCAGUAUGAGGCUUUCAAAGAGAUGUUAUAUGCUGCUCAGGAUCAGGCCCCGUCCAUUGAAGUUACGGAUGAGGACACCGUUAAAAGGUAUUAUGCCAAGUUUGAGGAGAAGUUCUUCCAGUCAUGUGAAAAAGAGCUGGCCAAGAUUAACACGUUUUAUUCAGAAAAGCUGGCUGAGGCUCAGCGGAGAUUCGCCACCCUACAAAAUGAAUUACAAUCAUCAUUGGAUGCCCAGAGAGAGACUGCAACCAAUGGGCGGGAUCUGCGAAGGAGGAAAACCGUGUUUACCCUAUCACAGCAAGAGAGAUGCAAACACAGAAAUAUAAAAGACCUUCAGCUGGCCUUCUCAGAGUUCUACCUCAGUUUGAUCCUGUUGCAGAACUACCAGAACCUGAAUUUCACAGGCUUCAGAAAGAUCCUGAAGAAGCAUGAUAAGAUUUUGGAUACAUCUCGGGGGGCUAAUUGGAGAGUGUCCCACGUUGAGGUGGCUCCAUUCUACACUUGCAAGAAAAUCACACAGCUCAUAUCUGAGACUGAGGCAUUGGUCACAAUAGAGUUGGAAGGUGGUGACAGGCAGAGGGCCAUGAAGAGAUUGAGGGUACCUCCCUUGGGAGCUGCGCAGCCAGCUCCCGCUUGGACCACAUUUAGAGUUGGACUUUAUUGUGGAGUUUUCCUCGUCCUAAUGGUUACUGUCAUUAUUACAGGAGCUGUCAUGUUUCCCAUCGCUGACGUUUGGCCAAUGAUUAGAAUCUACCGAGGCGGCUUCCUUUUAAUAGAAUUUCUCUUCCUCUUAGGUAUUAACACCUAUGGAUGGAGGCAAGCAGGAGUCAACCAUGUGCUUAUAUUUGAACUCAAUCCCAGAAAUAACCUAUCGCAUCAACAUCUGUUUGAGAUUGCAGGUUUUUUGGGGGUGUUGUGGUGUGUCAGCCUGCUGUCAUGUCUAUUUAGUGACAGCAUUCCAUUGCCAAUGCAAGCCCAUCCUUUGGCUCUUUAUGGCUUUUUUAUUGUCUUCCUUAUCAACCCAAUCAAGACCUGCUACUACAAGUCACGCUUCUGGCUUCUCAAACUUUUGUUUCGAGUAAUGACCGCACCAUUCCAUCGUGUUGGCUUUGCUGACUUCUGGUUGGCUGACCAGUUGAACUCUUUGGGAGUUGUUUUGUUAGAUAUGGAGUACAUGGUCUGUUUUUACAGUUUUGAACUUGACUGGAAAAAACACGAUGGACUCAUCAGCAGUGAAGGUAACGAUGUGUGUAAUACCUACUCCUAUGGCGUCCGUGCAGUGGUUCACUGUCUUCCUGCUUGGUUCAGAUUCAUCCAGUGUCUUCGUCGUUACCGGGACACGAAAAGGGCCUUCCCUCACCUGGUUAAUGCUGGAAAAUACUCCACUUCCUUCUUUGUUGUAACUUUUGCUGCUCUCUACAGCACACAUAAAGCUCAAUCAUAUGAUGAUGCCAAGAUUUUCUUCUACUUAUAUGUAACGUGUUUGGUGGUCAGCUCAUGUUACACACUAAUUUGGGAUCUGAAAAUGGACUGGGGCCUGUUUGACCGCAAUGCUGGAGAAAAUACCUUUCUGAGGGAGGAGAUAGUCUACCCACAUAAGGCCUAUUACUACAGUGCCAUAGUAGAGGAUGUACUGUUGAGAUUUUCGUGGAUUUUAACCAUUUCCCUCAGCACAAUCGCCAGUGUUCAUGGCAUCUCUGAUAUAGUGGCAACUGUACUGGCCCCGAUGGAGGUCUUUAGACGUUUUGUGUGGAAUUUCUUCAGACUGGAGAAUGAACAUCUGAAUAACUGUGGUGAGUUCAGAGCUGUCAGAGACAUUAGCGUGGCUCCACUCAAUGCUGAUGACCAGACCCUGCUGGAGCAGAUGAUGGAUCAGGAGGAUGGAGUCAGGAACCGACAAGGCAAAAAGAGUUGGAAACGGAGCUAUAGUAUGAGUCUACGUAGGCCAAGACUUUCUUCACAGUCCAAGACCCGUGAUACCAAGGUUUUGAUAGAAGAUACAGAUGAUGACUCCUGACAUCAGGCCACGCCCCUUGCCUGGGUCCAGAAUUUAUUCAAAGGAGGAAAUACAUCCUCCUAACCAAGGAAUUACCCAGCAAGUUGGGCGUUGAACUCACUUGAGUUCAAGACUCUCAUGCUUGUAAAAAUCUCUCAUUGUAUGAGCGUUGUACAGGUUCGGCACUAUUUCAAAACAGAGUCAACAGAACUGAGAGUGCAAGAAAAACUAUCACUGAAUACUUUAAUGUGUAAUUUACCUUCACUUAUAACCUUCAAGAUUCUUAAACUCCUUAACAUUCCUCUCCUGAAAUCCUCUAGUUUGGCAUGAACAAUCCUGGUUUGUGGAACCUAAGAAGACUGUACUAUCAUGAGGUGUCUGUUCUCCACUUAGAUGCUCCGCAGCCAUUUAAGCUUGAGACUGACUUCAACGCUACUCCUCCUAAGACACCCGAAAAGCACCUUGUAGAUUUAUCAUCUUUCUUUGGUUCAACCUGGUUUUUAGACGCACCGUAUUUGAGGACGAUUUUACUCAUUUUUUCGUCACUGUCACAUUUAUUAUGGAUGAACUUAAAUGGAAAAUUAUAUAAACACACACGUUACAAGUAAUAUGUACUGUAUUUUUUGGAACGGAAGGUGCACUGGAUUACAAGAUGUGGUUUCGAUGAACAGGUCUAUUUUGGGAGAUUUCCAUGCAUAGGGCACACUGGUUUGUUUAUAAAGCCCACUACUGCACAUUAUGGGAAACAAACCUGUAUAGCAUAAGUCAAACUUUGUUCAACUUCAAUCCAACAUCCAUCCAUAGGAUUAAAAGGUAUACUGGCGAUUUUUAGAGAAUAUUAAAGCAUUUUAAGUGUGCCUUGUAGUCAGAAAAAUACAGUACCCGUGGUUAUGUGUAGAAAAUGGACAAACUUAAUUAAGGUGUAUAGAAAUUUUGGGGAAAAAUGUUAUGAAUAUAGUUCCAGGACUGUGAGCUUCUUAGUUUUCUAAACAUCCAGUGACAUGAAAUAUAUAGAUAAACCUAGGUAUAUAUGUGUAUUAGUUGAAUGUAUGUUACAUGCUUAUUCUGUCACAAGGGCACAUUUAUUUAGAAAUGUGUGCUCUGAAUUCGAAAUUUGGUUGAAUUGCAUCACAACUGUUGCAAAUAUUGUUGGGGGCCUCCCCAGAAAAUUGCUUCUUUAGGUGGGUUUGGGGUUGUGUAAGAAAACUAUCAAGAAGUAUUAGCUACCACUUACAUUCCAAACCAUGAAAGGGGUCAAAUUUUGAGCAGGAAAGUGCUCCAUCGCAUACAUCCAUCUCAAAGUUUCUCAAGGCGAAGAUGAUCAAUGUGCUCUGUGACUGGCCAGUUCAGUCACCAGACAUUCAUUCAUUGAGUAUGUCUGCAAUAGAAUGAAAGAGGAAGCAUGGAAGACAACAAAACAUUUUUGAUGAACACUGGGAGGCAUGGAAGACUGUUUUCUUUGCUCUUCGUGAUUGCGUCAUCAAUGAAUUCUAUGGAUCAUUGCCAAACCAAAAGUCUUCCAAGUUAUUAAAUUUCAAAGCAUCACACCUUAAUUCACUGAGGUUUAGUCGGUGACAAAACUUGUGUCUUGACAAAACAUGACCUCUCUGUGUUCAUUAAAAAAAUAAACUGUCUUGACAAAACAUGACCUCUCUGUGUUCAUUAAAAAAAAUAAAAACGUUUGUCUUGACAAAA